Messenger RNA from Acanthamoeba castellanii str. Neff, 1608 nucleotides. RefSeq lists its product as uncharacterized. The record is from RefSeq and is a predicted model, not a curated record. The transcript has 5 exons. NCBI's taxonomy places the organism in Eukaryota, Discosea, Longamoebia, Acanthamoebidae. The coding region runs from base 1 to 1608 and encodes 535 amino acids.
AUGAGCGACUCCCGAAUGCCGCUCCCGUCCGACUCCCUCCGCACCCCCACCUGCGCCACCGGCGGUGGCGACAAAUACCUGCUCCUGAGCCUCCUUGCGCACGCGCUCGACGAGCUCCUGCACGCGCUCCCGUUCCUGCUGCUUCCACACCUCCCACUCCCGCUCGCGUCGCUCCUCGUCAUCCUUCUUGCGCCGCAGUUCCUCCUCCUUCUUGCGCCGCUCCUCCUCCUCCAGCAUCAGCCGCUGCUCGAGCGCGCGCCGCCGCUCCUCCAGGCGCUCGGCCUUGGCUCGCUCCUCUUCGGCCAGGCGCAGCCGCUCGGCCUCGGCCUCGGCCCGCAGCCGCUCCUCUUCGGCCCUGCGCAGGCGCUCGGCCUCGGCCUCGGCUUCGAUUCGCAGGCGCUCCUCUUCGGCCAGGCGCAGUCGCUCGGCCUCGGCCUCGGCCCGCAGCCGCUCCUCUUCGGCCCGACGCAGCCGCUCGGCCUCGGCUUCAGCCUCAGCUUCGAUUCGCCGCCGCUCCUCUUCGGCCCUGCGCAGCCGCUCGGCUUCGGCUUCGGCUUCUAUUCGCAGCCGCUCCUCUUCGAUCUGGCGCAGCCGCUCGGCCUCCUGCUCCACGCGCUGGCGCUCCUCUUCAGCCAUUCGCCUCUCCUCCUCUUCUGCCUUUCGAAGGCGCGCCGCCUCCUCCUCCUCCCGGAGGCGCGCCUCGUCCGCGUCCGCGUCCGGCCUUUGUUGUUCCGCCGCCUCUGCCUGCUCUCUUCGCUGACGAUCCUCCUCUUCGGCUUGUCGCCGCCUUCGCUCCUCCUCCUCCACUUCCAGCGCUCUCUGGCGCCUCGCCUCCUCCUCCUCCUUGCGCACCCGCUCCUCCUCUUCCUCCUUCUGCCGGCGCCUUUCUUCCUCUUCCAGCGCUCUCUGGCGCCUCGCCUCCUCCUCCUCCUUGCGCGCCCGCUCCUCUUCCUCCUCCUUCUGCCGGCGCCUCUCCUCCUCUUCUCGACGCUUGCGCUCCUUCUCCUCCUCUUCUUCUUCCCUCCUCCUGCGCUCCAUCUCUAUGCGCUGACGCUCCUCCUCCUCCUCCUCCUUCCGCUUUCGCUCCGCCUCUGCUUCCUCUUCCUGGCGUCGUCGCUCAUCCUCCUCCCUCCUCAAUCGCGCCUCCUCCUCCUCCUCCCUCCGCUUGCGCUCGGCCUCGUGGCGCAGGGCCUGGGCCGGCGUCUGCGACUGAAGCGCGAGCUCGUUGGUGAUGAAGGAGCUGGCGAGGGAGUUCUGCUGGGUGGCAGCGUUGGCGGCGACGAGGAGGCUGCUCAUGCGGAGGAGCUCCUGGCGAAUCUGCUGGAGCUGGUCGUCCUUGGCCCGCAGCUCGGCCUCCUGCUUGGCCAGCCGCUCCUUCUCGCUGCGGAACUGCUCCGCGGCGGCCUCCUCCUCGCGCCGCGUCUCCUCCUCGACCAGCUGCAGCACGUCGUCGAGCGUGUCGUAGGUCACGUUCUGCUUCCGGGCCUCCACCAUCUUGGUCACCGUGAUCCGGCGCACCCGCGUCUUGAUCCGUCGCUUGUCGUCCGACGGCGACGAUGGCGUGUUGAUGUUGUUGUUCUCCUCUGGUCGAGCAGCUGUCGACGAUAA